Molecule: messenger RNA, 1563 nt
Organism: Batrachochytrium dendrobatidis JAM81
Lineage: Eukaryota; Fungi; Chytridiomycota; Chytridiomycetes; Rhizophydiales
Exons: 10
Coding region: 1-1563 (520 amino acids)
Biological process (GO): intraciliary transport
Cellular component (GO): cytoplasmic dynein complex; ciliary plasm
Molecular function (GO): dynein light chain binding; dynein heavy chain binding
Source: RefSeq, a predicted model, not a curated record
AUGUUCUCCUCAAACACCUCCCUCAACGACGUAUCUAUUGCUUCUUGUUGGAAAAAAGAGUCUGUAUUGGCUUCAACUUCUUGUCAAACUUCCCCUAUUGAAACGACCCAUACCGCUGUAGAAACAACACGCUCUUGCUCCAUUCAGAUACAAACUGAUAGUGAACCUAUUUCAAAAUCUAAAUUGAACUCGACCAAGUUGGAUUUACCCUCUUUGGUUUCGUUUCUGACUCGCGUUGAAUCAGAUAUCUCGUCUCUCCUGCUACAGAAUAUCAAAAGCACUGCUUUUCAUGGCUACAAUGUCAAAUGGGAAGACGAAAUUGAUUCAGUGAGUUGUUUAGCUACAUUCAACCACCCACACAAACUUCCGGGUUUGAGCUGUACAGAUUUGUCAUGGAACAAAGCCGGCUCAGUCAUUGCCACAUCACACGGUCGACUAGACCAUACUAGUUGGUGUGCACAUAAAGGCAUGAUAAGUCUUUGGAGUAUGUCGUAUCGAAAUCAUGGUUUUGAUGCAUGCACCUUUACUGCAGAAACGUCAAGCUGUUUGAUGAGUGUCGCAUUUCAUCCAGACAUUCCAUCUAUAAUUGCUGGUGGUGCAUUCAAUGGUGAAAUCACUGUUUGGUCCACCACAGACCCACAAAAUCCAAUUAUUGCCUUGUCAUCUUCAACCGCUUUAGCACAUCAAGAACCCAUUGCAAAAGUCGUAUGGAUCCCAAGCUCUACUAAACACGGCCAGUUUGAUCUCAUGUCCGUGGGAAAUGAUGGAAAGAUACUCAUAUGGGACUUGGACAAUAAACUUUCUAAACCAAAAGCCAUGCAACUUAGUAUGGUUUUAUUUGUAUUAACAACCAAAGCUUAUUUCAUUCAUGCAUUUCUACUUAGAUCUCAAAUCAUGCUGAGCAACAUUUCAAGUCGAAUACGCCAAACUACAGUCAAAUCUAGACUAGAUUCGCCAGUGGGUAUUACAUCUAUAUCUGUUUCAACACACAACACUCAAGACUACCUAAUCGGUACAGAAUCUGGUCAUGUAUUGAAAUGUACACUUGCAAAUGUGACGCAAAUUUUACCAAAACAAGAGGUUAAAGAAAGCUUACCAAAUGUAGUUUCACUGGCGUAUAUGUCGCAUGUGGGGCCAGUCCAGUCCAUUUCACAAUCAGCAUUUCAUCGGAAUGUAUUCAUUACUUGUGGCAGUGAUGGUACCAUCAGACUAUACAACCAACUACAGCCCAAGCCGAUCAUGACAUGGGAGCCUUCGGAGCAACCAAUUUGUUCAGCCCAAUGGUCACCCUUUCGAUCUGCAGUGUUUGCGUGCACAACUCAAGAGGGAAAUAUACAUUUUUACGACCUAACUGUAUCACAAAGUACACCGGCUGUAACGAUCAAAGCUACAGAAUCUACUGUCAAAAUUGCGCCAGUAGGGUUAUUUAACCCCAUUAGGCCCGAAUACUUUGCAAGCGGUGAUGCCGAGGGAGUACUUAAAAUAUGGCAACUUAGUACGCUACUAACUCAUGGCGGUGAUAUUGACGAUGAUACCUUGAUCAAACAUCUUGCUCAAUCUUGA